AUGCCGUCUUUCGCAGCAAAGAAAGUAGUUCGGACAUAUUCGCGCCAAAACAAACGCUCACUCUACGACGAACCGCCCACGAAGCGACGACGCGUCGAAACUGCAGUCGAGAGUAUCGAGACCGAGGUGCUGAUCCCUCCCGUUGUUCUCGCAAUAGAAAACUCCUCGCCCUCACACACGAAAUCUUCGUCUCCGCCAUCAAGUCCAAAAGAGUCACCCGCCAUCUUCUCAGACGCAUUAGCUCGGUCUAGUCCACCAUCGUCACCAACACCGCGCAGCUCUCCCCCUCCGCUCCAGAAACGUCGACCUGUGUUUUCUAUAUUCAAGAAGCAAACCAAAGCUACCACAACUAGCAAAGAGCCGCUUAUAGAACGAGCCCAAAAUGCACAAAGCCCGCCGAAACCACCAUCAAAAAAGAAGCCCAUGGUGCAGAUGCAACUAGACUUGGCCUCGGAGACACGAAAAACAUGUAAGACGUGUGGAAUGCAAUACAUACCCUCCAAUUUAGAGGAUGCCGCAUUACACAAGAAAUUUCAUGCAAUCAACCUUGGGGGUAUGGACUUCACAAAGGCGCUCGUUCAGCGGUUACGAAAAAAUGAAAUAUGGAGUGGGAGUGAUGGGAGCUUUAUCGCGGUGGUCGGGCGCAAAGAUGCGCUUUUGCUGCGGAGCCGGGCGAGCGAUGUGUUGAAGAUAGUGAACACUGAACUUGCAGCUGUUCCCAUAUCCGACGAAGAGCUCUGGAGCCAGAAGUGUCAGCCAACCACGACCGAUAUUCUGAUUGGAGAAACAGUAUCCACCGACGUUGAAAAGUCAGCGACAGACAAGCUCAAACCCGCCCUUGUCGAUCGAUUCAAAGUCUAUCUUUACAUCCGGGGUAGCAAGUGUGUGGGGGCUUGCUUAGCAGAGCGGAUCUGGGAAGCCUUCCAAGCUCUUGAUCCAGAUGCUGCGUCUGAGCAGUCCUGCAAGCUCCCUGACACGACUCAAAGUUCGUCCAUUUCUAUCAGCAAUGAAUCCGAUCCGGCCAUCCUAGGCAUAUCGCGCAUAUGGACGUCAAAUCAGCAUCGGAAAAAGGGCAUUGCGACAAGGCUGCUUGACUGCGCAAGAGCAAAUUUCUUAUAUGGGAUGAGGAUUGAAAAGGCCAAGGUUGCGUUCAGUCAGCCGACAGAGAGUGGAGGAAACCUUGCGCGCAAAUGUAAUUGUCUUACAGUGCUCGAAGAUGCCGCCGCGCCUACAAAGACGAAGAAGUCUGUACGCAUAGUCUCUCCCACUACCACCAUUCCGCCGCCGCCCAACUUCGACGACGACAACAAUGUCACGCUCAACGAACUCAUGGCCCGGCGAGCAAGCUAUGGAGGUCGCCCUGCGAGCCCGCCACCUCCGGUGAACCCCGCCGGUUUUGCCAACCACUCCAUUACCGCAGGCGAAGCCAAUGCGCAGGUGAUUGGGAAAGAUGCCCUGGUGACAGCAGGCGCAUUGCCCAGCACCAGACCAUACUUGAGCGGAUCACAAGGAGCUUCUGCGCUAGGCAAUGCACCCGCGAACCCGUUCUCAAAAACGCUGGCAUCGCUGGAACCGCAGCAGGGCGAGGGCAGCACGGAAGAACGGACAAAUGCGCAAAGGCCAACGCCAGGCAACAACAGAGCUUCGCUAGAUGUGGAGAGCUUCAAGAAUCUGCUCAUGACUGGAAUGCCUACUCCGCGCGCUUCCGGCCAGUCUGCGCGACCUGGAAGCGCUUCGUAUUCGACUAGUAGUGGGCAAUUUGAAAGCAGCAGCACAGAUAGCUCUUCAGUAUCGCGGCAGUCGAUAUCAGAGCACCCACAAGAGAUACAUGCUGCGUCGUCGCGAACUUCAGACGACGUAGCAGACGAAGAUGAGGACGAGGGCGUGGGGAUGAUGCCUGAAGUGAAAAAGGGCAAGAAGCAACCCCCGCCUGCGCCCAAGCAUCGUCAUGGCAAACUCGUCGCACCGAGACAGCCACAGACAGUUCCGUUUGACCAAUUCGAAGCAACUGAGCCUGUGGCGCCAGCAAGUGUUAGCCGGACAAACAGCUCAGAUGCGAGUAAGCCGUUUCCGUCGUCUCCGAUGGCCCAGCAGCAGUCACCGUCGCAACCACGGCCGACACCACCAAAACCAAGCGACGCUCCCAAAUCUGCGGAAGAUCCGGCGAAGCCAAAAAAGACCCCUCCACCUGUACCAAUAGCUCGGAGACACAGUCAGUUGAAAACGACGACAACUACGGGAAACCGGUCGCGUAGCAGCUCGAAUCUCACAAUAUCCUCGCAACACUCUAUUGAAGCUCCGCAAACCCCAACAUCAACCUACCAUGACCCAAUGUCGAGCGCAAAGUCACCACCUCCUCCCCCACCCUCUCGAUACGGCGCGCGACUUGCGAACCUAGGAGCUUCAAGCACAAACUCCUCCAGCACAGAGCUAGCACAAUCCUCCAGUUCAGUCCGAAUACCGCGCUCCAUCCCCGAUCCCCCCUCUCCCCGCCGAAACGCUGCAGACUCGGAAGCUCCAUCGCCAGCUCCCAGCAUGCACCGCACCUCCUCCGUCUCCUCAACCCGCAAUGCCCAGCGCAACGUCUCAGGCGGAAGCACAGGCAGCAUCAUGCCUCCGCCCCCUCCCCCGCGACGCCGCCAAUCCAACCGCUCGAGCCUCGACCAACAACGCCCAUACCCGUACUCCUCCACCUCCCCCUCCGAGAGCCGCCGCACAAGCACCGAGAUCCGCCGCGCGAGCACUGAACACCGGCGCACUAGCGUGGCAAGUGAGAGCUCGCUGCGCCGCGCGUAUGCGCCCGUGGAUGAGAAAGGAGAAAACGAGCAUGCGUUGUAUUCGCCUGUUGAUGAGAAGGAGAGGGUGCUGGGUGUUGAUGAGAGCGUCAGUGUGGGUGCAGAGAAAGGACAGGAAGUGAGGAGUAAUUCGAGUAAUAUACUCGAUGAUAUGGAGAAGUUCCAGCGUGAGAUUGAUGAGUUGAGGACAAGGUAUAAGUAG
This is a messenger RNA of Bipolaris zeicola 26-R-13, 2997 nucleotides long. RefSeq lists its product as uncharacterized. Gene Ontology annotation, molecular function: protein-lysine-acetyltransferase activity. The transcript is spliced from 3 exons. Lineage: Eukaryota; Fungi; Ascomycota; Dothideomycetes; Pleosporales; Pleosporaceae. Gene Ontology annotation, biological process: mitotic sister chromatid cohesion. The record is from RefSeq and is a predicted model, not a curated record. The coding region runs from base 1 to 2997 and encodes 998 amino acids. Gene Ontology annotation, cellular component: nucleus; chromatin.